AUGGUAGGCCAUAUAAACUGCCAUGCAACAUCGACACCCCUUGGAGACCUGAUUGAACUGGUUGCUAUUGGUCGGCUUUUGGCUUCCGCUACUCCUGACUCAUUUGGCCCCCCGCUCUCCAUCUUCGUAAACAGCAUAAAAGGUCAUUUGGGCCAUUGCCUUGGCGCUGCUGGGGCAAUUGAAGCAGCCUACACUGUGCUUUCAGUGGCUUGUGGUCAGAUUGUCGCCUGUCUCAACUUAGAAAGUCCACCAAGCAAUGACCAUUUUACAGCUGCUCUCACUAAUCUAGUGUCAACAAUCACCUCUGAAUCUUGGCUCCGUCCAUUUCAGGAGCAAGCAGAAUCAAGUUACCCACGAAUCAAUCUACUGUCGGCAGCUGACGACACUGGGCCUUCGGUCGCCUGGCCUGAUGAAAAGAGGCCGCGGAUAGCAUUGACUAAUUCAUUUGGUUUCGGAGGUACAAACGCCUCUUUAGUGAUCAGUGAAUUUCUUCCUGUGGGAGAGAGUGCAUCUGCAAAAUAG
Messenger RNA from Protopolystoma xenopodis, 522 nucleotides. NCBI's taxonomy places the organism in Eukaryota, Metazoa, Platyhelminthes, Monogenea, Polystomatidea, Polystomatidae. The record is from the annotation of a GenBank genome assembly.